Molecule: messenger RNA, 3099 nt
Organism: Aspergillus calidoustus
Lineage: Eukaryota; Fungi; Ascomycota; Eurotiomycetes; Eurotiales; Aspergillaceae
Source: the annotation of a GenBank genome assembly
AUGUCUGCGUUUGGGGACUCGUCGACCGGCUCACAGCAAUUUCUCCGCUCUCAAAAGCUACGCCAGACGUCUUUUAUCCUCCCCAAAACCGGCCAGCGCCUGAGAGGCCUCGUACACCUCCGGAGUUCGCGCCCCGAGCCUAAUGGCCAUGCAGACAAUGAAGAACGACGUGGACUUUUGUCUGGAGAGCUUCAACUGGGACCAGAGGGCCUUUCGUCCCGCGUGGAAGGGAAAUUCUCGGGUCAAUGGCUUGCGUUGCGAAAGUUCGUCUCUUCGGAACUGGGUAUCGGCGUUCUGAAAUGCAGCCUGGCCUAUCUGCUUGGGUCUUUACCGACCUUUGUUCCACUACUCGCUGCGUUUCUUGGCCAUCAGGAUAGCAAGCAUAUGGUAGCCACCAUAACGGUUUACUUUCACCCGGCCAGGUCACAGGGAAGUAUGAUUAAAGCGCUAGUAUGUGCGCUUCUCGCCUUCCUCUAUACGACAUUCGUUUCGGUCACGAGCAUGUUCGUUUCGAUGUUCUUCCAGGAUACCCUCGGCCUGAUUCCGCUUGGACAUGCAGUUGUUCUCAUUGUUUUCUGCGGAGGUGGGUUGGGUUUCAUUGGGUGGACAAAACAGAGAUUGGGCGAUCCGCUCGUCAAUGUUGCAUGCUCGUUGGCGUCGCUCUCGACUAUAAGCGUCUUGACGAAGGAAGGUGCAGUCCAGGCCGGGGAUUUAUCCUUUGCAAAGAUAUCUCAAGUGCUGAAAAUGAUUCUCAUGGGUGUCACGGCAACUGUGACUGUCUCGUUCCUGAUAUUCCCCAUCUCUGCGCGGAAGAAGUUACGAGCCAAUCUCACAGAAGUCACCGAGGCAAUGGCAUCAAUGCUUGCCCUUAUCACGGAGGGCUUUUUGAGUGGGUCAGAAGAGGAGUUUCAGGCCGCAGAAUUCUUGGAUGCAGCUGCACGGCAUAAGAUGGCUUAUAGCCAACUUGAUUCCCUUGUCAAAGAGGCAAAGCUCGAACACUACGUGAGAGGAACCGAGAAGGAAUACAGGCUGGAAAAGCACCUUGUACGAUGGGUACAGGAUAUAACGCACAAUAUGGGCGGAUUGCGCAGUGCUGCUUCCUUGCAGUUCCAGCUCCUGAAACAGAGCAAACCCUUGGAUUUUAUGCAAAGUCCAAACGCUUCCUUUUAUGGCUCUCUUGAUUCCCACAGACCAAUGAGCCCUUGGUCGUUACCCGAGGAUCGAUCUCAUCUUGAACCAAUUGACGAGAGGCCGGAAGAAGAGCUUUCAGAACCUGAAACUGUUCGGCCGGUCUUGAGCCGGGUACAGACUUCUGAAUCGGAAGCCGCACCCAACCUGCUUCCUGCCGAUAUAUUCGCCAUCUUUAUAGACCAUCUAGGGCCCUCUAUGCGAGCCCUUGCUUUUACGUUAAAGGGGAUAUUCAAUGAGAUCCCUUUUACUCCAGCUCCGGAUCAUAAGGUUUCCAUUGAUAGUAGAUUUUGCACGAGUCUCGACCGCGCGCUUGAGCUCUAUCGUGAAUCUCGAGAAGAAGCGUUGAAAACUAUAUACCGACGGAAGGAAAUACUUAAAAUCAAAAACCUCGAGUUCGAAGCCGAUCUUGAGGAGGUUGCCGCGAGCUGUGGGCAUUUUAGUUUCUCAUUACUCGAGUUCGGCGAACAAUUGAAAGAACUACUCGCAAUUCUUGAUGAAUUGCAACUCGAAUCUGAAGAACGGCCGCAUGGUCGGUCGUGGAACUGGCUGAGGUUCUGGCGUAAAGGAGAAUCAGAGCGGAAAAGGUUCUCUAAUCAACCGUUAAUCAACUCAAACCCAAGAGGCAUCAUUACUGCUCCGCUGGGUAGCACUGAAUAUCUCCAAACAACCUCGAACAAGUCCCCUAGGAGUGCCAGAUUCGGGUAUCGACUAUGGAAAUCACUCGGCGUGUUUCGACGCGACGAUACUAAGUUUGCGAUCAAGGUCGGCGCUGGUGCAGCACUUUACGCCUUGCCAUCCUUCAUCUCAUCGACUAGACCGAUCUACUCUCACUGGCGAGGAGAAUGGGGUCUUCUCUCCUACAUGUUGGUCUGUUCCAUGACUAUCGGCUCAUCUAACACAACUGGGUCCGCGCGUUUCCUUGGUACAUGCCUCGGCGCGGGAUGUGCUAUAUUGUCUUGGUAUAUCACUAGCGGGAAUGCAUACGCUCUUGCGUUCGUUGGUCUAAUCAUGUCAACUUGGACCGCCUACAUUAUCAUCGUCAAACGCCAAGGUCCGAUGGGGCGCUUCAUUAUGCUUACAUACAAUCUUUCUGUCUUGUAUGCCUACUCACUCACUCAGAAAGAUGGUCAGGACGAUCUAGACGAAGGAGGGGACGACCCGGUGAUUACCCAGAUCGCUCUCCAUCGAGUUGUAGCUGUGUUCUCAGGCUGCAUCUGGGGAGUGAUCAUCACAAGGUUGAUCUGGCCGAUCAGUGCACGCAAGAGGCUAAAGGACGGGCUUGCCCUGUUGUGGCUUCGAAUGAGCCUUAUCUGGAAGUCUGGUCCAUUAUCUGCAACUUACGAUUUGAAACAACCGACGGAAUUCAUGACUGCUAGGGAUAAACUCGAGGUUGAACGAUAUAUAUCCCAUUUGGAGUCCCUUCAAGCCUCUGCCCGCUCUGAAUUCCAGCUCAAGCAAGCUUUCCCGGAUGCCGCUUACACCAACCUUCUUGCGCGCACGCGGAGCAUGGUCAAUAGCUUCGUCGCAAUGAAUCUAGAGUUGGUCAAGAAUAUGACGGCGUCGGAGGGGGAGCUUGCUAUCCUUGACUAUACGGUGCGAGAGCGCCGGCAUUUGUCCUCUCGCAUCAGUCACCUAUUGUCUUUUAUGGCCUCUUCCAUGAAGUUGGGGUAUCCGCUGAACGAUAAUUUGCCCAACGUUGAGCAUGCGCGAGAUCGACUACUUGCGCGUCUUUUCCACUACCGCAAGGACUUGGAAGCGUCUAGAUCGUCCACGGAUGAAGAUUAUGCGCUGCUAUAUGCAUACGUGCUCGUGACGGGGCAGCUAUCGAAAGAAAUCGAGGGAAUCUCCGAAGAAAUCGGGCGGCUGUUUGGGGUGCUAGACGAGGAAGCAGUCAAACUAUAUGCGUAG